AAAAAGCGAAUCGAAACGAAUAACAUUUGCAAUCGUAGUUCUUCCACGUGUAUUAAUUUAUGGAAUAGAUCAGCGCGCGACUUCCGCAGGAUUCGAAUGAAGAUUACAUGAAAAGAACACGAUGAAUCGCAUCUAUUGAAACAUUGCUUGCCACGAAUCAUCGCCUGUGACACUCGCAUUUAAAAUCGCAUUUACCGCAAGCAACAGAAAGACACAGAUCUCGUACUCAAAAGUGCAACAAUUUACCACCCCGAAUAUCACUCAAUGACAGCUUUAAAAUCUAAUUUCAUUCUAAUCGACUAUGAAUUGAUCUCGAAUUAUUAUCGAGUGAAGCUCCUUAUUGCAACAGUCUUUUCAAUUCGUUCCCAACGAACGAUCUACGAACGAUAAUAUAAUAGUUCGGCGCAAUUUCACGAUUCACGCUUGUCGAGGCAUAAUUACUUCGUGGAAUAGUAACAGAGAUCUUAAGGCGGAAUAAUCGUGGUGUAGGAUAAUCGUCGAGCCAAGUGUGAAGUUCCCAAAGAAAGAAAGAGAGAGAGAGAGAGAGAGAGAGAGAGAGAGAGAGAAUAACGGGGCGCACACGCUAAAAAUAACAAUUUCAUCGGUUGCACGGCUACGAAGAGGAACAAACUGACCCGUAAUUCGUCGGGUGGAGAGUGGAGAGCAAUGUUUCCCGAGUUGGCGCGGCUGCCACGCGUCUCAUACGAUUUCCUGUUGAGGAGAGGGCGCGAAGAAAUUCGUCGGCCGUCCCUGCGCGCCAUGUGUUGCUCUGUCGUAGUUCACACGGCUGUUACCUAAUAUCUGUUGAAUUAUGCCGUAAACAAGGAACAGUUCUCCCACGGUCCGGUUCACGGACGACACCUCGCGUACGACACGGUCGCGUACGCGCACGCCUGCUUCAUUAUCGCCUUUCGUUUCGUUCGUUUGGCAAAUCGCAGUUUCUAGACGUCUAGACUGGACUCGAGAGAGCUCACGCGAGCUAUGAUCGCGUGCCGCCGCGAUAAUCCGUAAAUUGUUUAGCGGCAACGAUUGGACAACGUCCAACGGAAUAAUAUACGGCCGCGAGAUAGUUACAACGCGAGAGAAAUGUUACACGGAUGAUUUUGCUGGUGAAACGGUCGUGUCCCGGCUCGGGAACGAACCUUCCGAUGUUACGCGCAACGCAACGGAUUCUAAUCGUUGCGCGUAUCGCGCUAAUAUAUAGCAUCGCCACCUGUUUCCCUAAAGUCAUCGACGCUACUGAAAGAGCUGUCUUCCGACAUUAUCCGACCGUACCGAGGCAUCUUAUGCAAAUGCCUACUAGAAAAUUAUGGAGAGAUCGUGUUCGAAUACUCGAUCGCGAGAGAAAUUGUUUAUUGGUGGCAAAAUACCAGUCUGUGAAUAAUCGUGUUUUGCACGAUUCAGAAUAGACGUGUUCGAGAAUAGAUAUUCCUCUAUAUCAGAGAGAACAUGCUAAAGUAGAAGUAUUAUUCUUAAUCGAAUUUCAUGCGUUCGAUGGUA
This is a messenger RNA of Bombus impatiens (common eastern bumble bee), 1500 nucleotides long. RefSeq lists its product as uncharacterized. The record is from RefSeq and is a predicted model, not a curated record. NCBI's taxonomy places the organism in Eukaryota, Metazoa, Arthropoda, Insecta, Hymenoptera, Apidae. The transcript has 2 exons. The coding region runs from base 1098 to 1409 and encodes 103 amino acids.